Lolium perenne is the source of this 1708-nucleotide messenger RNA. RefSeq lists its product as uncharacterized. NCBI's taxonomy places the organism in Eukaryota, Viridiplantae, Streptophyta, Magnoliopsida, Poales, Poaceae. Gene Ontology annotation, molecular function: protein binding. The record is from RefSeq and is a predicted model, not a curated record.
ACCCACUUCAGUCCAGUCCACCCUGUCGUCCAAUUUUCCAUUCCCCCCUCCCGCCUACACAGCCCACUCCCCUGUUUCAAAAUUCGAAACCCGAACCCCAAUUCUCACCCAUCCAUCGCCAUGGCGCCGCCGCUGGACUACGCCACCGCCGCUCUGCGCGUGCAGCUCCUCCAGGCGGCCGAAGGCGGCGACCUCCGCCUCUUCAAGAAGACGGCCAGGGCGCUGGACGGCGGGAAGGGUCGCCUGAGGGAGGCGGUGGAGGCAGCGAUCGCCGCUAACUGCGGCGCCGGGCCUUUGCACGUCGCCGCCGUUCACGGGAGGAUACCUGUGUGCGCCUACCUGGUCGAGGACCUCCAGUUCAAUGUCGACACCACCGACGAGUCAGGAGAGACACCUCUGAGUUAUGCAGUUGUUAAUGGAGUUGUGAACACUGUGCGGUAUCUUCUUGAUCACGGUGCCAAUCCAGAUGAGCCUAUUGGUGAUCUGAGGUGUACGGCCCUCCAUAUGGCAGUUACACAAGGAAACUGUGAAAUAGUAAAGGUCUUGCUCUCAAAAGGCGCUGAUGUCAAUUUUUAUUGCCACUGGGGAACGCCACUGCAUAUUGCUGCUGCAUAUGGGUUUGAUGAUGCUAUGAAGAUUUUGUUAGACCACAAUGCAGAUUGUAACAAAUCAGUUUGCAUUGCCGACACACCUCUCAUUGUUGCUCUCCGAGCUCACAGGCAGAAAUGUGUGAAGCUUUUGAUUAAGGCUGGUGCUGAUCUGAAGGGUGUUGGUAGUGCUGCUCCCAUAAUUGUUGCUAUAACUGAGGGCUUAACUGAGUGUCUCAGGUGCUUGAUAAAGGCUGGUGCUGAUCCUAACGUCCUCGAUGAUUUUGGAUGUCUGCCAAUCGAAGUUGCUGCGUCUCACAAUAGCCGAGCAGACGUUAAGAUCCUAUUUCCGCUGACUUCUUGUAUUCCAUCUGUGCGUGAUUGGAGCAUUGAUGGGAUAAUUGCUCACGUAAAAUCAAGAGAGGAGGAUGAUCCUAUUCUGAACAUGAAUCCAGCUAAUAUGAAGUUAGAAGCAAACAAAGCAUACAGGAGAAAAGAUUAUAUUGCCGCAGCAAGGCUCUACAACACGGCAUUGAGUUACUUUCCAGAGGAUAAAACAUUGAUUUCAAAUAGGAGCCUUUGCUGGCUUAAGAUGGGCGAAGGAGACAAAGCUUUGCGGGAUGCUCAAGUUUCCAGAGCACUGCACCGUGAUUGGCCAAAGGCCUGCUUCCGGGAAGGGGCUGCUCGUAUGCUAUUAAAGGACUAUGAAAAGGCAUGUGAUGCAUUUGUUGAUGGCCUCAAGAUAGACCCAGGGAACGCUGAGAUUGAGGAUGCCUUAAGGGAGGCUUUACAGUCCUUGAAGAUAUCUGACGGUGCCAAGAAAGACCACUGAAGAGUUCCUCCUUUUUUAUGACUGACAUAUUCAGUUGUGACAUUUUAUUCUGUUCACGAGCUCAUCCUCGAGAUGAAAAAUGGGUCUUAGCUUCUGGCCUGUGCAGGACUUCUUGCUCUCACAGGCAUAUAUGGCGUAAUGUACUUUUACUAGUGUGUCCAUCCACGUACUUGUGUCGGAGAUAUGAUUUGAUUGAUUGCUAAGUGCUCACUCCCACUUGUGUGUAGCUAAAGAACAUUGCUUGCAUACAUGAUUAUUUAGAAACCGUGGAUCAUGGCUUCAAUCUCUA